AGUUAGGUGGAUGCGGUACUUACGGCGAGGUCUCCCUGGACAUUGCGAAUAAGGGUGAGGUGACGGGUGCCUGCGUUGCGGAUGUCGGUGAAGACGGGCAUCGAGCCGCGGGUGUUGCGUGGGACAUCGUACGGCAGCGACGGCACUUGACGAGCAGCGACGACGGCGGCGCGGCGGAGCAUGGGUGCACAGAGCAAGCAGGACACCCGGAAGACGGCCGGUGGCGGGGAGAGAGCGGGGCCGCCGGAGAGGAGAGAUGAUCGGGAUCAUCACAGCACAUCCCUAUUAGCUUUCUCCCAGCCAACCCAUAUAUAUACCCUCCCAUGGCCCCUCCCAUCCCCCUCACCCGCAAUGUACUCCAUUCCCCACCACAACGACCAGCGCCACCACCAGUCGGUCUACUCCUGGCCGCCCUGCCCCCUCAACGACUCGUAUCUCUUUGGCGACCCCCAGCCUAACCACAGCACCGACCUCCUCCAGUCCCUUUCCCGCUGGUCGCUCGAUGCGCCGGACUUUCUCCUCCCCUUUCACUACCAGCCGGCGUGCCCACCGGAUCUCUCGGCAGACUCCUCAGAAUCCUCUUCGAUUCUCUCCCUCUCUCCCUCCUCCUCCUCUCCUCCGUCGCCCGCGCCUGCAGAUCAUCUACCCACCCACAUCGUCUGCAACGCGCCCCUCGUCGCGCCCAUUCCCCUCCCAUACCACUCUCCCACUUUUCUCCAAUACAUCGACCUCCCAGACCCCGACGAGGAUCUCUCCCACCCGCCAUACACCCGCCGCACAACAAAGCGCAAGCUCGAAGUCUGCGCCGACUCCACAUACGAGUAUGGCUCGCCCGCAAAGAGGCGCUCCAUUAGCUCCGAGUCCGAGUCGGAGACCGGGCCAUUACAGACGCAAAGGGCUUCGCGUUGCCCGUACGUCUUCUCGCGAGAUCGUCAAGUGCGCGCCAUGCCUGCCCGGAGGCAGGGAGUGCGCGCGUAGGCCUUCCCAACAAGGCACAGCGCUCCCACCUUCAUUCAAUCUGUCCCGUUGGUGCGAUCAGCGCUGGCAAGUGAUCGUUAUUCAGUGUUGCUGUCAGAACCUCCACCCGAAUCAGUUUCGCGCUUAGAGUCCGAUAGAUGCAGGCACCGCGCAUCAUUUUUGGCAUCACGCGUCAUGUGUCAAGUGCAAGCCAUCUGCUAAGCC
Molecule: messenger RNA, 1182 nt
Organism: Laetiporus sulphureus 93-53
Lineage: Eukaryota; Fungi; Basidiomycota; Agaricomycetes; Polyporales; Laetiporaceae
Exons: 3
Coding region: 181-978 (265 amino acids)
Source: RefSeq, a predicted model, not a curated record